Messenger RNA from Charadrius vociferus (killdeer), 534 nucleotides. RefSeq names its product neuromedin U (gene NMU). The record is from RefSeq and is a predicted model, not a curated record. The transcript is spliced from 9 exons. Bases 1 to 534 code for a protein of 177 amino acids. Gene Ontology annotation, molecular function: neuromedin U receptor binding. Gene Ontology annotation, biological process: regulation of smooth muscle contraction. Lineage: Eukaryota; Metazoa; Chordata; Aves; Charadriiformes; Charadriidae.
AUGGAGACACACAACGUGCACAUGAAUGCAGAUGAUUCUGCAGAUUAUGGUGCCACUCCACCAAAUACCAUGGGGAAGUUAUGGAUGGCUGAUCUUCAAACAUCAGAGCCCACCUAUUCAGGUGCACCGGUGCCCUCCCAAGCACUGGAGGUGGAUGAGGAUUUGCAACUGUGGAAAGAGAUAGAUGAUGCAUGUUCUGUCUACCUGUCCAGAGAUUCUCAGCCUCAGGCAUCAAGUGCACUGGAAGAACUUUGUUUUCUGGUCGUGGCUUUUCUCCAGAAACCACAGGGUUUAGAUGAAAAAGACAACACCAAAAGGUUCUUAUUUCAUUAUUCUAAGACUCAUGACUCAGGCAACUCAGACAUCACGUCGUCUGUCCUGCAUCCUUUGCUGCAACUCGUUCCCCAGCUUAAUGAGAGAAGACUGAAGAGAUACAAAGUGGACGAGGAACUUCAAAGACCUGGAGGGAUUCAAAGUAGGGGCUACUUUUUCUACAGGCCACGUAACGGAAGGAGAUCAGUGGAUUUUCGCUAA